CUCCUUAAAAAUGUUUCCCUGUGUGUCUGUCCCAUACAGGGGAGCAGAGAGGUAGAGGGUUUAAACAGUUGAGACGAUCACAGUGCAGCAAACCCCUCCUCAAGAGCCGCUGGAUCAGAGGUGAUCACAGGAGGCCACAAUUUCAGCACCUUUGCAGGAAGCACACUAACUGAACAUGGCACGUGUUGGACAACUAUCACUUUCCCUAGUCCACACAGGAUUCCUGUUAGCCAUCGUUUUAUUACCAGAGUUUCUGGGGGCCGUUCCAGUGGAGCAGAACAAGCAGGAGGAAGUGGCUGCAGUGUCUGAUGAUGUGAAAACUGAAGCCAUGGCCAACCUGAAAAAACUGGUUCGUAACAGAAGGAAUGUGCACGUCUUGGCUGUACCCCAGUACAAACGCCUGCCGGACUUCUGGGGAUGGUACAAGUACUUCAUGGACAGCCACAACCAGGAAGGAGUUGAGGACCUGGAUCGUCUGUACAUGGCCUACUUGCAGAACAAGCACAGGUCAGAGGAGGGACCCACCUUCAACCACUACCUCAAACAUCUCAGUGAAAUCUACAAGACCUGUGCUGAUUCUGAUGAUCCAGAGUGCAUCGCUGAGUCCACUAGCAAGCCGAAGGCUGCUGUGGUGAUGCCUGCUGCCAUCAAGUCUGCUGCUGUCAGGCUGUGCAACCCCUACCUUGACCCCUACUGCCUCUUCCCCCUGGUCCCCAAAGCAGCCAUCCCAGAACCUGAACCUGAGCCAGCUCCAGCCAAGGUCCCAGCUCCUAUCCUUACCCCCCUGCUUCCCAUGCCCCUGAAGAGCCCCACUGGUUUCUAUUACUAUGCUCCUGUCCUGGAGUCCUUUCUGAGCGCUGAGCAGAAAGCUGAGCUGCUGAGGAUCUGCAACCCAGAAGAUGUGGAGUGUCUGCAGUAUCACCUGAGAGCAGCAUAUGGUUACCGCCCAGCCCCUGGUCCAGCUCCAUCUUACGCUGCCCUCAAAUGUGACCCCAAGGACCCCUACUGCAUGCCCCUUCUGGUCCAGAAGGCUCCCACUGGCUUCUACCACCUGCUGUACCCCAACUGUGACCCAGCCGUGGAUCCUCUGUGUGUGACCAACGUCGCUGCUCCUGCUCCCCUUGCUGCUCAGGAGGCCCCUAAAGAACAGCACUGCAACCCUCUGUUUGAUGCUGGCUGCAAUCCCCUAACUGCCACCAAGCUGUCCGGCCUCACCAAGCCCGUCCUGGAGUACACCCCCAGCGAUGAGCCUGCACCUCCAGCUGCUCCUCUGUCCUGCGACCCUCGCACUGACCCAUACUGCAUACUGUCAGUCGCUGCUGCCCUGCGCAAGCCGCCUCCACAGAAGCCCGAGCACCAGGUCCGCUACAAGCUCGGUGUCCCUGGCAAGACCAAGGAGGGCUACGACUGCUAUGUGCACUAUGACAAAGACUGCAUCCCGGUCAAGUCUGCGGCUAAGGCCAACAUCAAGGCUCCAGCCAAGCCCUUCUGCCAUCCAUAUGACCCCAACUGCUCCAAAGCUGCUCCACCCUCUGGCGUUGAGGCCCCAAAGUCCAGCACAGAUGGCAUAAUCCUGCCUGAUCCUGACUGCGACCCCGAGAUCGACUACAACUGCCGCCUGCGUCGCGCUGAUCCUGCUGCUGCAGCUGAGGAACCUGCUGAUGAACCCGCCAAGGAGGCUGCUGCCCUACAGUUUACUGCCCCACGCUUUGAAGAUUUCCUCAGGGCUGUUAUGAGCCAGCCCAAACAGAUUUCAUAAAUAAAUUAAUUUUAGAACCAACACCUGCCAGGAAAUCUAACUGGUGGAAACAUAGCUCACAUUACAUUCCCUAAUAUUUGCGGACUUCAUGGACCACAACCUUCCAGAGUUUUAUCAAGGCCUUACAGCACUAUCAGAUCAAUCACAAAAUAAUGCAGCUUCUAAAUAGUAAAUCUGAUUUACCCAGACAGUCUGAAGGUUUCCUAGUUUUGGUCUGUUUUCAUAAAGGAGGAACGAUUAAAGAGGGCCAAGCAACAAAUAAAACAUUAUGUGAAACUUGUGGAUUAAAUACUCCAUGUUUGUAUGUUUGUAGAAAAGAGUCAUAUGUAUAGAUGUGUGAUAGAAUAGGGUUAGUUGGAAUUUGCAUUAGUAGGCAAGAUGUUCUCUGUUUUGUACAUUCUUUUUAUUCUAAGUGUAUUUAAUGUUGUUUUCCACAGUUUUCUGUAACUCUAAGCCUCAUAAUUCUUCAUCUGUUUAGUUUUUAUAAAGUUCUAAAUAAAAAAAAAAGAUCUAUUGAAUUUUAUUUCUAGAGGCUGAACCACCUUCACACUGAACUCAUAAACACAUCUGCUAAAGGUGAAAAAAAAUAACAGCGGCAAAACACAGUUUUGUAUUAUAUACCAAAUGCUAUGAAUGUUUUAAUUCAAUUCAGGGAAAGAGUCUACUCUGUGAAUGUACAUAUAAUUUCAGGGCAUCAGUCCCAGCUGUUGCAAACUAACAUGCAGCUCAUAGAUGUGCCAGCUGGCAUGCUGCGGUGGGCUUUCACCAAUUUAUGCUUCACUGUUAUCAAAACAGCUUUUUGUUGCCACAUCUGCACAGUUUGUUUUCAUACAUAAUCACCAUAAAUAUAUGUUUUGCAUGAUAGUGCACUCUGAUGAAUUAGAAAUGCACGACAGGUUUCUAAAACUAAAACUGAGGUACUUUUUUUGCAUCUUGCCUGUAUUAGACAGUAUACUAAAAAUCCAGACAGGAAAUUCAGGGAAAGUGAGGGUUUAUAUAAGCAGUGUUACCAUUCAGGGAGGUUACAUAGAAUGCCUGUUAAGAUCUUAGCAGCCACUAGUUUGUCAACCAGUUUUAGCCACAUGACAAAGAAGCACAGAAACUAGGAGAUGCUGCCUUUUAAAUGAAUUCUGCAUAUUGCCCUCACAGUUCUUCUGUUUUAUGUUUUUCCAUAUGGAUAUGCCAGUUAUGAAAAUUCCAUAAGUAAGGGUAGAUGUUUUUACCAGUGUGCAGGAUUUAGGGGAUCAAUUAGCAGAUAUUUGAGCUUUUGUUAGUGUAUAAUUGCCAAUAAUUAGUUUUUGUUAGCUUAGAAUAAGCCUUUAAUAUUUACAUAGGGACUGAAUUCUCCACGUUGCACCAUCAUGGUUUUACGGUAGCCCAGAACAGACAAAUCAAACACUGGCUAACUAACAUAAUUACACCCUCCACUAUUACACCAAAGAAUUGCCACCAGCUCAUAAAUCACAGACCCAGAAUGUGUCUCGCUUUCUCCAGUACACAAUCUCUAAUAUGGGUGUAAAUAUAAGAAUAUGUCUCUGUGUGAAAUAAAAGUGGACUUAAUUACUGA
Messenger RNA from Amphiprion ocellaris (clown anemonefish), 3326 nucleotides. It is a transcript of the gene and2, whose product is annotated as actinodin2. Bases 176 to 1759 code for a protein of 527 amino acids. The transcript has 6 exons. The record is from RefSeq and is a predicted model, not a curated record. Lineage: Eukaryota; Metazoa; Chordata; Actinopteri; Pomacentridae.